This is a messenger RNA of Exaiptasia diaphana, 549 nucleotides long. Its product is annotated as tctex1 domain-containing protein 1-B-like. The record is from RefSeq and is a predicted model, not a curated record. Gene Ontology annotation, cellular component: cytoplasmic dynein complex; cytoplasm. Gene Ontology annotation, biological process: microtubule-based movement. Gene Ontology annotation, molecular function: dynein intermediate chain binding. The transcript has a single exon. Bases 1 to 549 code for a protein of 182 amino acids. NCBI's taxonomy places the organism in Eukaryota, Metazoa, Cnidaria, Anthozoa, Actiniaria, Aiptasiidae.
AUGAGUAUGCGCAGGAUUUUACGACACUUAAGCGAAAGACGGCCGAGGAUCAACCGAAGUCGAACCCAGUCUUGGCCGCACGAYAACAUCCUUCGAAAGAGCUCAGUUCCUACCUARCUGGAGACAAUUCCCGAGACAAACUUCGGAAAUGAUUUGGCGAUUGAAGUUGACAAUAGCAAUGUCCCACAUUGGAGAGCUAUUGAAAAGUUUCAAGAUGUAAAAAUUUGCUCUUUGAUUGKUGAAAUAUUGAAAGCAUACCUUGGACAGUUUGAUUAUUACGAUCACAGUCUCAGRAGUCGUUUGGGAGUAAUGUUGUCUGAUCUUAUACGAGCUAAAGUGUGUGCUUUAUGUGGUGAUGGUUGGAAAGUUGUAGCUAAUGUGUACAUUGGAGCAGUAAGUGAUCAUGGUCUAGCAGUCGCCAGCCAGUGCUUUUGGAUUCCCGAAUGUGACAAGUUUGGAAGUGCAAACUUUGAAAACAAUUUUCUUUUUGCUUUUGUUGUUGUAUUUGCUGUGUUUUGUGGAAAAAGUGAAAGAGAUGAGGAAAAGUAA